Sclerotinia trifoliorum is the source of this 3758-nucleotide messenger RNA. The record is from the annotation of a GenBank genome assembly. Lineage: Eukaryota; Fungi; Ascomycota; Leotiomycetes; Helotiales; Sclerotiniaceae.
UUUCCUUCUUGUAUUGUGACUGUUAUUUCGUUUCCUUUAUUUCAAUAUUGGUAUUUUCCUUUCAUUGUACCCAUGCAGUUUUCAAAACGAUACACUUCACUACACUAUACACAUUGAGACCAGCUUCGGUCAUAGUGUCUUGUGCUACCAGGACUACUUUCUCAAUCUCAUGAUACAGCGCUAGGUAUCCUGUACCAGUCCUGAGAGUGUAUACAAUGCAGAUCAAGGGCUCCUUCUUGCUGGUGUUGGGGGUUUCUAUUCAAUGGGUAUUCGCUGCACCACGGGAUAUUAGAGUUCAGGAGCGCGAUGACUCCGCAGCUCUAUCUUCGACGAUCAGUUCCACGUCACCGUCGAUCUCAAGUAGCGCGAAAGGUCCGCGAAAAAGCAAUGAAAGCCCCACGUCAGCUUCAACCACCACACACUCGCGAAGUACUUCUUCGUCAAUGCCAACUUCAGUGUCAAUGUCAGCGACUCCAUCAACUUCGAGUACAAUGUUGACCUCUGCUGCAUCAUCUUCCUCAAUAAGUGGAUCAGCCACAACUAUCCCUGUCACAGAUUCGGCUUUCAAUUGUAUGAAAUACCUACCUCUCUGUACGUUUUAAUAUACUGACAAGAUAGCAGCUACAAUACCUCCCGGUCAGUUACCUCUCCGGCCGGAAAUCACACCAGCCUUUGCUAUUGCAGGAGUCAUUCUCGUCACUACGGGCGCAUUAAGUACUUUAAUUGGAGUCAAAAACAGAUGGCUACACAUCUCUCUUUCGACAGCUUACCUUGCCAGCCUUGCGAUAACGGUAUUAAUCCUAUAUGUUAUGAAUCUACCUGUUAGCAACGCGGUGCAGGGAGCAUAUGUUGUUGCAGUUGUACUACCUGGGCUCAUAAUUGGAGGAUGCUCAUUGAUAUUUUCAGAGAUGGCCGAGGGCCUCGGAUGUCUUUUAGGAGGAUUCUGUUUCAGCAUGUGGCUACUUGUGAUGAAGACUGGCGGUCUAAUUACCUCAACAAGUGGAAAAUCGGUAUUAAUUGCGGUAAUCAGUAUUGGGGCUUACUCAUUAUCUUUCAGCAAUUACACCAGAACAUAUGGAUUGAUUGCAUGCAUAUCAUUCGCUGGAUCUACAGCCAUCGUUCUCGGAAUCGAUUGUUUUAGUAGAGCAGGCCUGAAAGAAUUUUGGGCUUAUAUUUGGAACUUGAACCAAAAUCUAUUUCCUCUCGGUGCAACUACGUACCCUGUAACAAGGGGAAUUCGUGUCGAGAUUGCCGCAGUUUUUAUUAUAUUCUUAGCUGGUCUAGUGUCUCAGUCAAAGGUACACAAGAUGAUCCAAGAUCGCCGUGCGCAAAGAAUUGAAGAGCGACAAGAAAAUGCCAGGGUUCUAGAAGAGGAGGAAAUGAAUAUAGGAAAAAGAAUUGAGGACCGAAACAUCGCAGAAAAAGAACAAUGGGAGAAAACAUACGGUGAUAACAUUAAAAUCAAAUCCGUAGAUGAAUCAACACGAGAUUCCGGGGUAAGUGAUAUGGAAAGGCCAACACUCAGUCCCGCCAGCACAAUUACUUCCAUCAUGGAGCUCGAUGGGAAAGAGAUUGAAAUGUCCGAUAUAUUUUCGCCUACCCGCUCGAAUGGAACAGGACUUGUUAUGCCUGAUCGAAAAGGACAUGAUGGAGCAGUUACAGUGCGUGUCGCUCGAGAUGUUGAGCCUGAGAGUGAUCAUUCUACGCCAUCGCCUCAACUUAAUCAAGCAUCUAAUGCGUCCCAAACAAUAACAAUUUUGGCUAGCGAUGAAGGUUCUGCUGUUGAAAUUGAUGAGAAAUCUCGACAAGCAACUCGGACUUCCCAGAAACUUCAAAAUGGGACCUCCACUUCGGAAAUCACAGUCGCACCGGAGGUAGUGCCUCUCCCUUUCAAGAUUCCAGAGGAUGAAGUGGAGGAUAAUCGCUCUUCGAUUGCUACUUCUCCAGAUGAAGACAGUAACGGCUGUGCGUUAUUGGAAGAGCUUACUACUCGAUCAAAAAGAGAAUCUCAAGGGGAUUCAAAAGAACAAGGUGUUAACGCACACGAAGAUUUAGUGAUUCCUUAUGCCAAUGAAGAUGACAGGGCGAGUUCCGUCGCAGCAACUAUGGAUGACCUGAGUGACGAUGAAGAUAGGGAGGCAAGAAGUGUGCGCUCAUCAUUUGUGGAUCAAAAAGUAGCGAUGCCGGAUGCAGAAAUUCCUGCAGCUGAAACUCAACAGAACGAGCAAAGUCUGGUAUUGCAGACUGAAACGACAAUUGAACCACCAGCGGAUGCACCUGGACAAACGCUUUCGCUUACUCUAACUGAACCCACUCCAGAAGAUGGGCUUAAUAAAGUUGCCACUGAAAAGCCCGGUAUCGUGCUAAAUUCAGAGUUUCGGCCAGAGUCAGGAAUCACUGUUGCUACUGAUAUCCUCAACGUUCCCGGGGGUCAAACGUUUUUGGAGGAUUCAUUGCCGCAACGGAAGCAUGUAACCGCAAGUGAGGAUCUAACAGCUAUCACGAUAGACCGCGAGGAUGCAGAAAACUUUGAAGCUAACGAGGAUGCUACUGAAUCCAAAUUUAAGACAGAGCCAUCUGUAACAUCCGCACCUGAUACCAAGACUGCGACACUCACGAAAGACCGAUUACCUUCUCAACUUUCAAGGGUCGUCAUGUCAUAUCGUACUAACGAGUGGGCAAAACAUCUAAGUCAUGCAGACUCUCCACAGUUGGAAGACUUGAAUAUCUCUGAGAACAUUCUUGAAGAACACAAAUCAGAACCGGCAGUUCCUGUGGAUAUUGAAGCACUUCAACAAACAGCUCAUGACGCUCUUCCUCCUCCUGCACCGCAUUCAUCUUCCCAGCAAUCGACCUCCCCAGGUUUAACCAGAUCAAGUUCGACCCAAUCAAAUAUCACACCUUUUGCCACAAUACACGAACAUGAUAUUUCGACGCGAAAUUCCUCGCAACAAUCACUGGGAGGUUAUGCAUCGCAACGGCUACCUCGCAAUUCUCCAAAUCCCAAUAUUCCAGAGCUCAUCGUCGAAUCACCCGGAAAAGGAACACGAACUUCACAAAAACACCCUUCUCAAAUGAUUUCUCCUCCAUUUGGAGGUUCUAAUACUUUAAUGGGUAAGCGUGACACAAUGUUACGCAACCGAUCAUCUUAUUUUCCUGCAAUAAAUUGCCCCACACGUUCCAUGACAAGUCCCGGACAAUAUCAAUUAUCACCAUCUGCUUCACCCUCUCAAAUGGAUGAUGAAACCGGGUCAAUUCGUAAUUCCCUCGGUUACCAUCACCUCGGCACUUCAUCACCCAUCCUACCCGAAGACGACGAUAUCCCACUCUCCCACCGUCGCGAACUCAUCCGCCAAUCCACUUCUCAACCCUUGAUCACACCCAAAACAACCUUUAAUUCGCAUCAACCAAAACGAAAAUCGGCAAUUCCAAGCCCUAUGGUGAGAGAACAGCAACUGGCGAGUUGGAGACAGAGUAUAGCGAAUGAUGUGCAAGUGCAGAAAAAAGGGUUAAGGCGGAAAAAUAUAGAAAGUAGGAAGGAAGGAUAGAUGGGAUAGAAGUUAGGAAGGGGAAAGAUGGAGGGAGAGAGUCGGAUGCAGGAUGAGGAAGGGAUUAGAGUGGGAUGGGGAGGAAUUUAUGGUUAAAUUUGAAUGGAAGGAUGGAAGGAUGGAAGGAUGGAUGAUGGGCAAUAGGUGGAUAUCUAGCUCCUGCUAGUUUAGAUAUUGGUGGAGACCUUUUUUUCUUGUAUAUACAUACAU